Messenger RNA from Prorocentrum cordatum, 771 nucleotides. The record is from the annotation of a GenBank genome assembly. NCBI's taxonomy places the organism in Eukaryota, Dinophyceae, Prorocentrales, Prorocentraceae.
AAGCCCCACGUGCACAACUUCGAUGACAAGCGGACAGGCAUCGAGGUGCAGGUGCUCAAGGAGCGCAUGACGGCGAGCGCAACGGGCUGGUACUGGGUCAGCUCGGAGCGCCAGUUUGCAGACGGCUUCACCAAGCUGGCAGCGCGACAGUUGUUGGCAGACCGACUUAGGUCUGGAACGAUCAGCCUCAGGUUCGACGAGAAGUUCCAGGCCGCCAAGAAGAAGACCGCCAAGGACCGCCAGGCAGAGGCCAAGAGGUUCGCCAUAUCUAAGCCAAAGACCAGCGCGAUGACGGCCCUGGCGACUAUGACGUCUAUGACGACAGCGGCGGCCAGCGAGGUGAAGAUCUACGAGAGCGAGGCGGAGCAGGCCCUGGUGGAGUUCAAGUGGACCGAGAGCCAGAGGAUUGUGAUCAGCAUGCCGCUCAGCACGUUCGUUAAAGGACUUUUCAGCAUGCUGGUGGCGAUCGUGCUGCUGGGCUUCGUGUGCUGCGCAGUGCUCAAGGCUGCAGGUACGGCGCGGCCGGUCCCGACAUCUCCAGAGCCAGGCAGUGAGAAGGAGUUUGUACCGACACAGAUCCCGAAGGAGAAGAAGGUGAAGUUGAGUACGGUCAAGUGGGACAUUGGUUGCCAGGGACCAGUCAACUACACGAGUGUUGGGCGACCCGACGGACAGUACGGACAAUACAAACACGUGACGAAUGGAUUUCGGCGAGGCUGGGAGGUUACCCGUGAGCUGCAUAUUGUGCAGCAGAAGCCGCACCAUGAGUGA